AUGGGGUGGAGGGAAGGCCAAGGCAUCGGACCUAAGGUGCGUCGCCCAGCACGACUGCACGAUACCGAAGCCGUCAGUACGCACGUGCCAGAAUCGCACCUGUUUGCACCUGAUGACGUUGCCGUCGUGAGUGUCAUCCGUAAGAUCGACCACCACGGCCUCGGAUAUUCAGCCAUGUGCGCUCACGACACGCACGAGCCCGCCGGCUUUACUCGCCGAACAAGUGAGGAAGAUGUGCUCAACACCGACGGUUUUGGGAUGAAGGAGACAAGCCGCUCCCUGAUGGGUGGCAGGUCUAAGGACACAAAAGGCCAUGGUGGUGGCAUGGGGUUCGGCAUCCUCAAUGAUAACGGUUCUGAUGAUGACGAUGGGUACCAGAUGGCACCUAGGAUUUCUCGAAUUAGGACUCUGACGGGCUCGAAGAAGAGGAAGAAGAAGAAGUUGCCGUCAGGUACAGUCUUGGCAAACCCGGCCCUUGGCUCUAAGCCAGCAUUCAAGUCACAACCGAUAAUACUCAAGCAAAGGGAUGGCCGACUUUGCCGAGAUGGUUCAUCACCACUCCCAGGGUUUGUGCUGGGUGACAUAACAGUUUCUUCCGAAUCCUCUGGUUCUUCCGGUACAGUCUCUGAUCCCCCAAAUGUUCCCCAAGGAUGGAGAUCAUCUAAGCACCAGUCAAGUGAGGCAGGUGAGGCUCCAGCUGGCAUGCUUAACGUACUUUCAAGUGCAGGGAACUCAACUGUCCACGACCCCCGGUCUCGUGCGCUUGCUCUAGGGGAGGUUCCGUUACCAGGGAAGUCGAUAUUCGAUUUCCUGUCUACCGCAGCCCGCGAGCGCCUUGUGGCAGCCUCGGGUCGGACGAAUCUACCACCCGCUGGUGGCGAAACCGUACUGGCUCAAAGCAGCAAGGACUGUCACGAAGACUCUAACACGCGUCAGAGGCUUCCAGUGUUAGAUAAGGAGACGGCCGUCAUCGCCAUCGAAAGGGGCAAAGGUGCUCGGGGCCCAUAUGCGGAUGACGAAGAAAAACAGUCACGAUACAGAGCUUACCUAGCACAUUCUGCGGGCUUGAUCUCUGAUCAUCCAGCGAAGCCUAACUCGCUGGGCUGGAGAGAGUUCGCCCAAGAGCAACAGGAGUUCUACGGAUGUGCCCAAUUAUUCAGACCCAUGACAGGCAUCAUGGCAACACGAUUUACAACAUCUACUCUGAACCAUGUGUCGUCCGAUCCCAAGAAUACGGUCGAAUCUAGCAGACGGUCACCGGUGCCCAACGAAUCUCAACCGCUGGAUGGUGCAGAACAAGCAGCUCGGUUGGGGCUCUAUGGGCAGUUGACAAGAUCGGGGCAGGAUUUCUUCCCUACCAGACUUCUUUGCAAAAGGUUCAACGUGCCAUUUCGAGACCCCAGUCUUGUUGGUCUCGAACCGUUCCAGGCUCGAUCUACUGUCACCCUGUCAUCUCUAAACAUAGGGCAUUUUCUAGAUGAUCGCAAAGAGGAACCACUGAGCAAUGAGGACAUUGGCAGCCUCUUAUCAACGAGACCUUCUGAACCUAUCGGCAGCUAUGGGUCUUUACUUCAGGAACCCAGGACCGCGGCAGGCCUGAACAGCGAUGGUACGACGCAGAAGAAACCGGACGAAGACGUUUUCAAAGCCAUAUUUGGCGACGACAGUGAUUGUGACUAA
Messenger RNA from Verticillium alfalfae VaMs.102, 1680 nucleotides. Its product is annotated as G patch domain-containing protein. The record is from RefSeq and is a predicted model, not a curated record. Gene Ontology annotation, cellular component: nucleus. The transcript has a single exon. Bases 1 to 1680 code for a protein of 559 amino acids. NCBI's taxonomy places the organism in Eukaryota, Fungi, Ascomycota, Sordariomycetes, Glomerellales, Plectosphaerellaceae. Gene Ontology annotation, molecular function: RNA binding.